Perognathus longimembris pacificus (Pacific pocket mouse) is the source of this 3998-nucleotide messenger RNA. RefSeq names its product ETS variant transcription factor 5 (gene Etv5). Gene Ontology annotation, cellular component: nucleus. The transcript has 13 exons. Gene Ontology annotation, biological process: regulation of transcription by RNA polymerase II; cell differentiation. Gene Ontology annotation, molecular function: DNA-binding transcription factor activity, RNA polymerase II-specific; sequence-specific DNA binding. The record is from RefSeq and is a predicted model, not a curated record. Bases 199 to 1731 code for a protein of 510 amino acids. Lineage: Eukaryota; Metazoa; Chordata; Mammalia; Rodentia; Heteromyidae.
CAGCCGCUGGUGCGCGGAGCGGUUCUCGGUCUCCAGAGCGGUUCGGUCCGGCCAGUCGCCUAGGCGCUCAGGCCCGGUGCACGCGUGCGUGAGCGCGCUUGCGCCGGUCGGGCUGCUGCGAGGAGAGGAGAGCGGCUGCCUUAGAAAUUGCUCAAUGGUGAAACCUUUCAAAGUGAUAGAAGAGACCUUGAAAGCACCAUGGAUGGGUUUUAUGAUCAGCAAGUCCCUUUUAUGGUCCCAGGGAAAUCUCGAUCAGAGGAAUGUCGAGGGCGACCUGUGAGUGACAGAAAGAGGAAGUUUUUGGACACAGAUCUGGCCCAUGAUUCUGAAGAAUUGUUUCAGGAUCUCAGUCAACUUCAAGAGGCUUGGUUAGCUGAAGCACAAGUUCCUGAUGAUGAACAGUUUGUCCCAGAUUUUCAGUCUGAUAACUUGGUGCUUCAUGCCCCACCUCCAACCAAGAUCAAGAGGGAGUUGCAUAGCCCCUCCUCUGAGCUGUCAUCCUGUAGCCAUGAGCAGGCUCUUGGUGCUAACUAUGGAGAAAAGUGCCUCUACAACUAUUGUGCCUAUGAUAGGAAGCCUCCCUCUGGUUUCAAGCCAUUAACCCCUCCUACUACUCCUUUGUCACCCACCCAUCAGAAUUCCCUAUUUCCCCCACCUCAAGCCACUCUGCCCCCUUCAACCCAUGCCCCUGGAGCUGGCUCAGUACCAGGUGUGGGCCCUGCCCCCACCUCUCACUCACUUCCAGAACCUGGACCACAACCGCAGACAUUUGCUGUACCUAGACCACCACAUCAGCCCCUGCAGAUGCCAAAGAUGAUGCCUGAAAACCAGUAUCCAUCAGAACAGAGAUUUCAGAGACAACUGUCUGAACCCUGCCACCCCUUCCCUCCUCAGUCAGGAGUUCCUGGAGAUAAUCGCCCUAGUUACCACAGACAAAUGUCAGAACCCAUUGUCUCUGCAGCUCCCCCACCCCCUCAGGGAUUCAAGCAGGAAUACCAUGACCCACUCUAUGAACAUGGGGUCGCUGGGAUGCCAGGUCCCCCCACUCAUGGGUUCCAGUCACCAAUGGGAAUCAAGCAGGAGCCCCGGGAUUACUGCGUUGAUUCAGAAGUGCCUAACUGCCAGUCAUCCUACAUUAGAGGGGGGUAUUUCUCCAGCAGCCAUGAAGGUUUUCCUUAUGAAAAAGAUCCCCGGUUAUACUUCGAUGACACCUGUGUUGUACCUGAGAGACUGGAAGGCAAAGUCAAGCAGGAGCCUACCCUGUAUCGGGAGGGCCCCCCUUAUCAGCGACGAGGCUCCCUUCAGCUGUGGCAGUUCCUCGUCACUCUUCUUGAUGACCCGGCCAAUGCCCACUUCAUUGCCUGGACGGGACGAGGCAUGGAGUUCAAGCUGAUAGAACCAGAGGAGGUUGCUCGACGAUGGGGCAUCCAGAAAAAUCGGCCAGCCAUGAACUAUGACAAGCUGAGCCGUUCUCUACGCUACUACUAUGAAAAGGGCAUCAUGCAGAAGGUGGCCGGAGAACGAUACGUCUACAAAUUUGUCUGUGACCCAGAUGCCCUUUUCUCCAUGGCCUUCCCAGACAACCAGCGUCCAUUUCUGAAGGCAGAGUCCGAGUGCCCCCUUAACGAGGAGGACACUCUGCCACUGACCCACUUUGAAGACAACCCUGCUUACCUCCUGGAAAUGGAUCGCUGUAAUGGCCUCCCCUAUGCUGAAGGCUUUGCUUACUAAGUUUCUGAAUGGCUGAGCGGCCAAACCCUAGAGCUAGCAGUUCCCAUUCAGGCAAAUGAGGGCAGUGGUUUUGUUUGUGUUCUUGGCUGUUCCCAAAGCUUGCCCUUUGAGUAUUAUUUGGAGAACCUAAGCCGUCUCUGGGUUGACACCCUUAAAAGACAGAUACCUUGGCUCGAAAGUGGGAACAGGGUGAGGAAGACAGCCACCAAAAAGGCUGGUACCUUGACUCUGCUUCGGACUAGAUUUCUGGGAAGAGAUGGACAUGGAGCCUCCUUACUACCAUGGACAAUAUAUGCAAAGCAAUACCUUGUUAAGGUUAGUACCUACAAAACAGAACUGUAUGUGAGACAAUCUCUACAUUGAUCAUGGACUACUAAAUGCCUUGACUUGGAAGGGCUCUCUGACUUGCACAAUUUUUUGAAAAAGAAAAUAUAAGCUCAUAUAAAAAGUUAGGUAGCUGAGUGGGGGAGGCUCGCAUCAUUAAGACUUGAAUUAUAAGAGUUCUUCUAGCUUAAUAUGCCAUGCUUCCCCCUAGGUUGAAAAAAAGGGGGUGGGUGGCAGGAAGUCAAGACCACUGUUACCCACUUGUGGUUCUCCAACCAUUGCUCUCCUUGGGAACUUUCUACCGUGUGGUCACCAAGUCGAGCCAGCCUCCCUCUGUUCCCAGUCAACGUGGCUGAAUGCGAAUGGCUUUCAUUUUAAAAGGGGGAUCAAUACUUUUGACGGUAUAUAUAUAUAUAUUUUUUUUUGCAUUGAGUCAAGAGGAUUGUUUUGUUUUGGUGGUUGUUUUGGAAAAACAGUUUAUAAACUGAUUUUUGUAGUUUUGGUAUUUAAAGGAAAAAACCCUUUGGUAACUGCACUAUGUCCCUUAGUCAGGGCAGUGACAACCUAUGAAGACGCUGCAGCUUGAGAGGGGCUUUGCUGGGGCCUCACUGUAUCCACAUAAAAACCUGCUUUUGUUGCCUGCUUUUGUGCUUUUUGCACCAGACAACCUGAAGGAGCAUUUGCACCUGAGUUGUACAGUUUUGAAGUGUACAGGGCACCCAGACACAUGCUUGUGUACAGUUCCCCAUGUUCACUAACACACCCUCUCUGGGAAGCAGAUGUACAUACUACAUGCCCUGUCCAUUUGAAACCUGAUCACCUAGUUGGAACCCUAGGGAUUCUCCUCAAGGGUUCUCACCUCAUAACUAGUGACCUUUCUGUUUCUCCCAUAGGUUAGGUUCGGUUUUCCUUUAAAUCUUAGAAUUGAAACCAUGCAUCACAGUGCUGCAAUAGGGUUUGAGAUUUAUGUGUGGCACUGACAGAUAAAACAUGGCCAGCAUUCUGGUUUCCUCCCUCCCCACACUCACACAUCUUUUCUUUAAAAUAUUUUUGAUUGCUGUAUUAUAUUGGGGAAAUAGUAAGCUACAGCUCUGUGAAAGUUGAGUUCGGAGUAGAGGAAAAGUCACUGGGAAAUGGCAGCACCUUGCUGGAAUUGUGCUCCCUGUGACACUGCUGUUCCUCAUGCCCAACAUGAGUGUAAGACGUGCUUUGAAUUAAUUUUCUAUUAAUGGAGCUCUCCACAGUCCCUCCUAUGACCAACAGCACAUUUGUGAAGAUGUUCUUAGGGAUGGGCGGGGGAAGGGGGUUACAUUUGAUAGCUGUGGAAACAUAGAUUUCCUCUUUUGGAAGUUAAUUAGCCCAAACCUAAAGCUUGGGCCUUAAUUAGCAUUGUAUAAUCAAAGGACUCUUUCUAAACCAUAUUUAUAGCUUUCUAAUCUACAUAUAGACUAUACAUAGAUACAUAUUUUACCCCCAGCUGGCUAGAGAUUUAUUUGUUGUAAAUGCUGUAUAGAUUGGGUUUUGUUUUCGUUUUAUUUUUUUCCUUUCUUAAUGGUUUGGGGCUUUUUUUUUUUUAAAGGAAUUUAUUCUGUUUUACCAAGUAUGAAAAUAAACUUUCUGUAGCUGAGCUGCCUCUCCCCUGCUGAAACCAUGUGGCCUGUGCUGUCACCGGCCCUGGAAUGGCAGUUGUCACCCUUGCAUUCCCAGGGGACUCAUACAUCUCCCAGAUGGUAGUUUUUGUUGUUGUUGUUAUCCCAGGGUUUCCAGGGGGAUUGUUUUGUUUGUUUGCUUCUUUUCCAGAGUGUGGAAAGUCCUACAGUGCAGAAAGGCUUUAAGCCUGCCAGUUGAUCUGAAGUACUUUCCUCUGCGCAGGCCUGUGUGCAUCCUGCCAAGCUGCGUUAUAUUCUGUACUGUGUACAAUAAAGAAAUUUGCUUUUCGUUUA